AUGAAUCCUGCAAGACUUUUCACCCGGUCAGUAUUUGGCCGGAGCUUCACGACACCGUUGUCGCGCCGCUGUGCAUCCUCCUCGACCAACGAGCGAGUACAUUCCAAUGUCGAGGAACAUCGAAAAUACCAGAAAGAGAAGCAAGAUAACCCUCACCUGACCAAUACCAACUCAACGAUUACCAACGAUAUCCCUUCCGUGGGAGCAGACAAAGCACCUCCCGAGAUGAUCAGCUCAGUUGACCCUGAUUAUACACCAAAGGACAACAUCCCAGAAAAGACGCAGAAGUUGACUGGUGGGACCCAGGAGAGUAAUCCCGACAAAGUAAGCCCGUCCGAAUAUGGCGUUGGUCAAAUGGAAGGCAUAUCAUUCCGAGUGGAACCCUUGAAAAGAACCGGAGAAGAUGUCACCACCAUGAGAGCGAGAUUAUUAUACCAAAGCAGGAAGCGGGGGACAUUAGAGUCUGAUCUUCUACUUUCCACCUUUGCGGCAGCCAAUCUUUCCUCCAUGAAUAAGGGUCAGCUCCAAACAUACGACAGCUUUCUAGACGAGAACGAUUGGGAUAUAUAUUACUGGGCCACUCAGUCUCCUGCUAAUACACCAACAUCACUUGAAUCUGCCGAGGGUGCUGUUGCCGACAACCAGACCAAGGAUACCGCACACAGUUCACCUGCUAGUCCAGGGCAAACCCAAGAGACAGAUGCAUGGAGACAAGGCGCGCCUCGAAGUGGCGAGUGGGCUCAGACCGUCGGCACAUUCAAACCUGCAUAUAGACCCGUGCCGCAACGCUGGAAGGACAGUGAGAUUUUGAGGCUACUACGACAGCAUGUGAAGGACCGCAGUGCGGGAGGCAUUCUCGGUGACGUGAAGAAGGACCCCAACAGCAAAGGUGGUGGCCUCGGUCGAAUGCCUGAAGUUCAACUGUUUGAUUGA
Exophiala aquamarina CBS 119918 is the source of this 933-nucleotide messenger RNA. RefSeq lists its product as uncharacterized. The transcript is spliced from 2 exons. The coding region runs from base 1 to 933 and encodes 310 amino acids. NCBI's taxonomy places the organism in Eukaryota, Fungi, Ascomycota, Eurotiomycetes, Chaetothyriales, Herpotrichiellaceae. Gene Ontology annotation, cellular component: mitochondrion. The record is from RefSeq and is a predicted model, not a curated record. Gene Ontology annotation, biological process: mitochondrial respiratory chain complex II assembly; tricarboxylic acid cycle; mitochondrial electron transport, succinate to ubiquinone.